CCAGGUACAAAUCUCCUAUAUUUAAUCCUCAAAAAUGUUCGAACCGACAGCAAAAUUGCUUGAAUUAAAUAAUAAAUCUGCUUUAAAUAUCUUUCACGAAGAUUUUGCUAAAUAUCUAGACGAUUGUGACCCGCUAAAAGAGUUCAGAAAUGAAUAUUAUAUUCCAAAGAACUCAGAUAUUCCGUUAGGUAAGUUAAAAUAGUUUGUAUGUGUAGUUCGGCAUUUAAUUAUUAACUACAUAUUUGCAAAUUUAGUAUAAAACUACACGUGGUAUAUAUUUUGUUACAAUUCAGUAAACAGAAAAUAAACAAUUUAAUGAAAUGGAAGAGAUUAUGGGUUGCAAAAAUCCAAAAUUAAGUUAUUUGCUGUAGAAUGGGAAAGUCCAGCAAAAUAUUUAUAUUGCAGCCGGUGGUGCAAUUGGUAAAAAUCUCACAACUUGUCAACAAGAUGUGUUCACAACAGGCUUGUAGCAAGCAUGUCAACAAGUUGUAACAAUGUUGUUAUUUUAUCACGUUGCUACAAGUUUGUCACUCACAACUUGUUGACAAGUUGUUGAAUUGCAGGACGAUAAGUCGAUAACAAGUUAAUUGUUAGAACAACUUGUAACAAGACUCUGUUGAACUGAGCAACCUUGUAGCAAGUUGUCAACAAGCCGUUGACAACUUGUCAACAAGCUGGGAACAAGCAGUGCGAACACAUCCUGUUGACAAGCUGUUGGAAUGGCAUUGCUACAAGUCUGCUGCAGGUUUGUUACAACUUGUGCAUUUUUAUGUGUGUAGCUGGCAUAUUUUUGAGGAAAGGAGCAUGGGGUCCGCGAGGAUCUCUGUGAAAAAAGUUAAAUCAAUGAACUCCACUGUAGAAAGUUUGUAUGCAGCAACAGAGAUCUCAGUUUUCAAUGAUUUUAUACUGUAUUUUCAAUAUAUUUACCAUAACCCAUUGAGCUGCUUCACACCCAGCUUCGCACCCUAAUGCACCCUACUUUAUUAUAUAAGAAUGUUAAAGCACUUUCAUUAGUCAAUUAUGUCACAAUUAAGGCAGCCAAUAGCACUCACCUCGGUGGCUCAUCCCACAUUAUAAUGUCAUAAUGUGUAUCUAUAACUGGGAGGGGGCCCAAAUUUUUUAUUUCACCCCCCCCCCCUACCAAAAACCACUUGGCAUGGCCCUGAAAGGGUUACUCAAACUAUCUGCCUAUGUGUCUAGAUAAUUUGUUAACAAAGUUGCAUUGUGUUCUCUAAGAGGGUGUAGAUGGAGGGGGGGGGGGUUUGUCUGAAAAUCAGAAAACAGUAAAAAUUUUGGUACUUUGACGGUAACAAUAAGUAAACAUUCAGGUAUUUUAACGGUAAAUCUUUGAAAAGUGUUCUGAAACGAUAAAUGAAUCACAACUCACGAUAUACCCCAUCAACUAACACCCUCCUCUAAUGCACCAGGGGCCGGUUGUAUUAUAAAAAAGUGAUUAAAGUUAACUAUAGUUAGUGGAAACGUCAUCCAAUAAGAAGUGCCUAUUUGAGAGUUAAUCACUAUUUAACUACAAAAUAGUGAUUAAAAAAGUGAUUAAGACUUUUAUACAACCGGCCCCAGGCUAUACUUAUAGUUAUAUAUCUAAUAUUUAAAGUAUUGCUCAAUUUUUUAGCUGAUUUUAUAAAAUUAAUAAACCCAGAGGAGCCAUGUGUAUAUUUAUGUGGACAUUCACUUGGAUUACAACCCAAGACAACCAAGAAAUAUAUAGAUGAUGAAUUGCAGAAGUGGGCUACAAAGUAAGGGAUCUGUUUGAUAGAAAAAUUUGUUAAAUACAGUACAGUAAGGAGAAUUGCCAUCAUCAUCGCACCAUCGCAAUAACAUUCCUUACCGUCAUCAUCAUUGCCUGAUGCAACAUCACCACCAGCAGCAUCACCACCAGUAUCAUCACUGGUAUCACCAGCAGCAUGAAUGGCAUGACCACCAGCAUCAUCACCAAUGUCACCAGCACCAUCACCAUGUCAAUGCACCACCAGCAUAAUUACCAUCAUGAAUGGCAUGACCACCAGCAUCAUCACCAUCCAGCAUCAUCAUUACCACCAGCAUCCAGGCCUCGAAUUUCCCUGAAAUCAAUCGACGGCCAUGGCGUUAAAAAUUGCCGUAGAACGUAACAGCUGUCUACGGCAAUUUUGGCAGUUUCCACAGCAUUUUUCAAAUUACUGUAAUAAAACUUUAAUUUUAUUGUUACUUUGGAUUUUUGACAAGCUAGAAACAUGUCUACGUAUUUCUUUUAUGUUUUUUUUUUCGAAGAAAACUGAGACUAAAAUAGUGAUUUACGCAUGAUUAACAUCUGAAUUCAAGUAUCAAAGUAGUAAUGCACAGUGAAUAGUAUAAAAAUUGCACUAUACGGCAAAAGAUUGCCGUCGUUGCCGUAAUGAUCAACGGCAUUUUGUUCUUGCUCUACGGCAAUUGCCGCGAUUGCCGAGAUAAAAUUUGAGCCCUGCCAGCAUCAUCACCAAUGUCAAUGCACCACCAGCAUCAUCACCAUCAUGAAUGUCAUCACCACCAGCAUCAUCAUCAUCAUCACCAAUUUCAAUGCCCCACAGCAUCAUCACCAAUUUCAAUGCCCCACAGCAUCAUCACCAAUUUCAAUGCCCCACAGCAUCAUCACCAAUUUCAAUGCACCACCAACAUCAUCACCAUCAUGAAUGACAUAACCACCAGCAUCAUCACCAUCCAGCAUCAUCAACACCAUCAUCAACAUGCAUCAUCACCACCAGCAUAUAUUUGUCACUGUCAUUAGUACCAUUAUCACCACCACCAUGCAGCACCACCAUCACCAUGCACAGCAUGAACCACCAUUACCUACAUCACAAUAUCCAACGUUAUCAUCACCAUAAUCUCAACAGAUGACCAUCAUCACCUCCAUCGGUUUCGAUUUACGGGUACGAGACUAUCGCCAUUUUCUUUACCAAUUUUUUGCUAAUGUCAGCAUUUUUACCCGUAAUUUCCACCUGUUUCCCAGCGGGACACCAAAGUCUACACGUAAAAGACAAACAUGUACGGGUGUUUUCUGUUUACUCUAUAUAUGUGGGCCGUUUACAUAGUAAAAAUUUUCAACAUCUUACCCAAUAAUUGAUGCACAUAUGCUCUUCAAAGUUUUCAACAAUUUAUGCGAACCUCAAAAGCAAAAUUUACCAUUCUAUGAUCGGUUUUCACACGCCGGAAUAUCUUGGAUUUCUUAAGUUACAAGUCGUUCACCGAUGUACAGGUAUGCGUACGUGUAUAUCAACCGUACCCGUAAACCAGAACCGGGGUAUCUUCACCAUCAUCAUCGUCACCACUAUCAAAACUACCAUAAUCUGAAACAUCACCACCAUUAUCAUCACUACCACCAUGUCCCAAAGUGUUUUCCUACAGAGGCGUUUUAGGUCAUGCUCAUGUUGAGGAUAAACCAUGGUUGACAAUAGAUGAGACUGUGAAUGGACUAAGCGCUCAGAUUGUUGGUAAGAUCACUUUGAUAUUGAAGAUGUUCUUCUAUUAUGUAAUAUUAUACUGCUUGUGGACACCUCUCCAAUACACCACUCUAAGACACCACUCUAAUACAGACACUUCUCUAAUACACCACUCUAAUAUACAGUAGACACUUCUCUAAUACACCACUCUAAUACUGACAGCUGUCUAAUACAGACACCUCUUUAAUACAGACACCUCUCUAAUACAGACACCUCUCUAAUACUAACGGCUCUUUAAUACAGACAUCUCUCUAAUACAGACAUCUCUCUAAUACAGACAUCUAUCUAAUACAGACAUCUAUCUAAUACAGACAUCUCUCUAAUACAGACACCUCUCUAAUACAGACAUCUCUCUAAUACAGACAUCUCUCUAAUACAGACAUCUCUCUAAUACAGACACCUCUCUAAUACAGAAACCUCUCUAAUACUGACACCUCUCUAAUACUGACAUCUCUCUAAUACUGACACCUCUCUAAUACUAACAGCUCUUUAAUACAGACAUCUUUCUAAUACAGACAUCUCUCUAAUACUGACACCUCUCUAAUAUGGACACAUCUCUGAUAGGGACACGUCUCUGAUAGGGACACAUCUCUAAUACAGAUACCUUUCUAUGAACUGACACCUCUCUGUUACAGACACCUUUCUAAUAGAGACACCUCUCUAAUACGGACACCUCUCUAAUACGACACCUCUCUAAUACAGACACCUCACUAAUAGGAAUACCUCGCUAAUAUGGACACCUCUCUAAUAUGGACACCUCUCUUACUUGGCCACCUCUCCAAUAUAGACACCUCUCUAAUACGAACACUUCUCUAAUUCUAAUACGAACACCUCUCUAAAGUCGUGUUUACACUACUAGCCUUGGCCUACAUUUUGACAGUGUAAACAGACUUUGGCCUAGCCUUGGCCUGACCUAGGCCAGGAAAUCUGGGCCACUACAACCGGUGGCCUAGGUCUGGCCUAGGCUUGUGGAAAUGUAAACACUUUCGGCCUUGGCCUGGGCCUUAUUUUCAUGGCAACGUGUGUCCACAGUGAGAGAUUAGCGGACAACCAGCAGACAACGUCACAACACAUAAAAAUACACAAAAUUAAUUACAAAAUUCUAGGCCAAAGUGAGCCAGUCUCAAAAAAAAUAGUGUAAUGGUGUAAACGCGCCAUAUUUACCUUGGCCUGGCCUUGGCCAUGCACGCUUGUAGUGUAAACACGACUUAAUACAAACACCUAAUAUGGACAUAAUAUUGAUAGGAGCAAAGGAAUAUGAAGUUGUAGUGAUGAACACAUUGAGUGUGAAUCUGCACAUUUUAAUGGUACGAAAUAAUUCGAAUUUUGAAAACUUGUUUUAAAAUUGUUCUCAUUAUAACUUGAUAUUUAAUAUAAUGCGCUCAUGUAAACGUCAAAAUUGUGUUCGCGUUUAGGUUCCUUUCUACCGACCCACUCCUGACAGACACAAGAUUUUGAUUGAAGGGAAAAGUUUUCCAUCAGAUUAUGUAUGGCUUAUGAGUGUUUUUCUCUUAUUUGUCUAAUAUAUAAAUACUCUUGAGGUGCAGGGGACGAUGGGAAGUAAGGUAUCAUAUUGCCGAUUAUGCUGAAAAAAUAAAAAUGGUGGUCGUGUAAACACGGAGUGAUAGCUUAUACCUGUAAAUAUUGAAACAUUUUGGUUGUUUCGGCAGUUUUUGUUGAACAUUUUCAGUAUAAUCAGCGAUAUGAUACCUUACUUCCCAUCACCCCCUGCGCGCAAAAUUAAAUGCUGGAAUUGCCUAUUGAAACUCUCGAAAUUUCAUGUCAAGAAAUUGCUUACCUAAAAGCGAUAAUUCUCAAUAUAGAUCGGGGAAAAUUUUCGAAAAAAAUUGACAAUAUCAAAGAGAAAAUUUGAUUUUAUUCCACAUGCCUGAAAUACAUUUUUAUGAACAGGAAACUCCGAAACUAUAGCAAAUAAAACUGCUAAGAAAAAGUAGAAACAAUUAAUUAAUUAAUCUGAUAUGGAGCUGCUCCCAAUGGACCAUUCCCCAAUUAACCCAAAUUUUGAACUCAUCAAGUCUAGACAAAAAUUUCAUCACAGCUUGAAAGAACAUCACAAAAUUAGUAAUAUUCCAAAGUUUCGUUGCAAAAUGUUGUAAAAUGCGGGUAAUAUAGCCUUGCGAAGUUUGCAAUUUUCAGUCAUUUUAGAUUACAAACUGGAAAUGGUUACCACUUCUGUGCGUAAUACAAAAUAACUGAAAAUUGCAAACUUCGCAAGGCUAUAUUAUUUUCAUUUUACAACAUUUUGCAACGAAACUUUGGAAUAUUACUAAUUUUGUGAUGCUCUUUCAAGCUGUGAUGAAAUUUUUGUUUAGGCUAGUUAAGAUCAAAAUUUUGGAAAAGUGGUAACCAUUUCUCGUUUGUAAUCUAAAAUGACUGAAAAUUGCAAAUUUCGCAAGGCUAUAUUAUCCGCAUUUUACAACAUUUCGCAACGAAACUUUGGAAUAUUACUAAUUUUGUGAUGCUCUUUCAUGCUAUGAUGGAAUUUUUGUCUAGACUUGUUGAGAUCAAAAUUUUGGUUAGGCCAAAAAAAAAAUAUGUGGGUUUCCGGUUUCCCGACCCUACCUAGCUUUUCGACGUCGAAAUCCUGACCCUAAACUUUUUUAUUGGAUUAUGCUUGUAAGUGUUUCCACUUAGAGGAAAAAGUUUGUGGAAAAUUGAAAUUUGAGGCAAUAUUAGGGAAAUUUAUCUUUGAUUGUGGAAGCACUGACUAAACAAAAUGGCGUCCGCUUGUUAGGAAAAAUAAAAAAAAAAGUUUAAAAAAAAAGUUAAAACCGACCUACCCUACCUAAGUUUUUAUAAGAAGAAACCGGAAACCCACAUUUUUUUGGCCUUAAUUGGGGAAUGGUCCAUUAAUCGAUGAAUCGAUAAUUUUUUCGUUGUAAUCGGAAUAAUUGGAUCAUCUUUAAAAAUCCUGUACAGAAUGCACUGUUAAACAAAAGCAACUACACAUGAGGUGUCGUGAUCAGUGGUCAGCACGCUUGCCUUUCAAGCUAGGAGACUCGGGUUCAAUCCUAGGUCUGACCUCUACUCAAGGUCUUAAAAUAAUUGAGAAGAAAGAGCUACUUUACAUUAACAUCAGUAAGUGGUUGCGUCUUCUCCAAGGGUGGGUUGAAUACAAAAUAUUUGUAGUUCGCUAUAACUACAGCUACUUCAAAAAUAUGUAGUCAGCUACAACUACUGCUACUUUUGAACAAAGGUAGUUCGCUACUGACUACAGCUACUGCUUAGAAAAUGUAGCGAACUAUUUCGCUAUUUCGCUACGCUAAUUUUUUUUAGUUUUACUGUAUUUGGAGCAUCUACUAACUCAGGCUGAAAUGUAACCUAUAACAAAUCGACUUACGAGUAGCAACAGUAAACAUAAAGCAACAUGUUUGUAAGCACUACAGUGUUCAGAAGUGCAAAUUGACUAUUGAGUAUUGAUUUUAAGCAAACCGUAUCUCAAUAUCAUGCUAUUCUAUCAAGUUGCUAACAAUUUUAAAAAGUAGCGAAUAGCGAUUCGCUCUUUGAAAAGUAGUCAACUACUUGGCUACUUUUAGGCAAAAUGUAGUUCGCUAUAACUACAGCUACUGUUUUAAAAAAGUAGUCAAAAACUACUGGCUACUUGAAAAUUGUAGUUCGCUACAGUAGCGAACUACAACUACUUCGUUACUACCCACCCUUGGUCUUCUCUGAUAAGGAUAUUAAAUCAUAGGUAACUAGGUAUACCUCGGAUCCCCUACGAAUUGGGCGAUAGCCUGUUGGGAAAUUCGCUCACCAACGAGUGAGAAAUUCGAUAAACUCAAAAAUAAGAUGUGAACAGUCACACUUUAGGGGGAGGGGGGGGCCUUUAGGUUUUGUUGACUGGGAUGAGUUUCAAGGACUGUCCAUGUUUACGCUGCGACCAGCUUUGCCGGCCUGGCCUAAACCAGCUUUUUCAUUUAGUAUGCUGUCGAUUCACAAAUAAAAUUUCAUGGCUUUGAUCCUGCCGUGUCAUUGGUUGAAGUUGUUCCACGCGAGGCAAGUUAGAAAAAUUAGGGACCUUAUAAUAUCGACGUGUUUCAACCAGAGGCCGCGGAACCGGGGGGCAAUGGGGGCAAGUGCCCCACCCCCCUUUUUUAGGUGGAAAAAAGUGCCCUUUUUUCUGGGCUUAAGUGCCCCAUUUAAAGAACGAAAAAAGUAUUUCUUGAACCAAAGCCCUCUCUUGCUGGAAAGAAAAUGCCCUUUUCGCAGUAGUAAAGACUUUGUAAAGGCCAUUUCCGACGUUAUACAGACUCCAUAUUUUCAAAAAAUUUCGUUCGGCUCGUGAACGACAUACAAUCGUUUGAUUUUGGUCGUAUACAAAAGUGCCCUUUUUGGUCAAUGCCCCUCCACUUUCGAAAUGCUUCCGCGGCCUCUGGUUUCAACGAAUACCACAGGCCCUAUUGGGAUCGCCCGGCGAAUCCUGUACUAUAGUAACAACGGAUGCCCUAUCUAGCUGUCCGUUUGUAUAGAAGUGUUUUUAACUGAUAGGUUAUCCUCAUUUGAUACAGGCUUUAAAUUUGCCUUUUCAGAAUGAAUCUUGUUUACGUACGGAAGACAUUUUAAAGAUUAUCGAAGAGCAAGGAGACUCGAUAGCUUUAAUAAUGUUUGCAGGUAACUGCGAAAAUAUCUCGACUGUCGAGGGAGAAUACCCAAAAUUCUGAUCAAAAAUAGUGAAUCCUAAAUGAAUGGUAUAGCCGAAAAAAUGAAAAUCCAUUUUGUACUUUAGAAAUGAAAAUCCAUUUUGUACUUUAAACAGUAAAACCUGAUAGAAAAGUUCAAAAUUUCAUCACAGAAAAAAUUGUCUUUUUUCGCCGCAUUUAGGUGUUCAGUAUUACACAGGACAGCUUUUUGAUAUGAAGGCUAUCACAGAGGCCGGUCAUAAAAAGGUAUACGUUAUUUAGAUUAUAAAUAUUUUGGUGUUGGCUGCACACAUUUUGGUGUUCGCUGCGAACACAUCCUGUUGACAUGUUGUUGGAACAGCAUUGCUACAAGUCUGUUGCAGGUUUGUUACAACUUGUGCGUUUUUCCGUGUGCAUCACUCUGAUAACUGGAGUCGCGCGGCCCCAGGUUCGACUCCCGCCACAGACUAUACCGGGUGUCCCAAAAAAACUGGACACUGUUUGAUUUCAUGCAACGUAAAAGCUAUAAAAGCUAUCGCAAUGAAAUAAAGAUCAUUGCAUUCAGAAAGGACUAACUUAGAUUUUGAUAUAUAACACUUGAAUUUACAUGCAAUAUUGACUGCGCUAUUGAUGUUUGAACGUUGAACUAUACUGUUUUUGAAAAUGCCAAAAAUUAGCAUAAAACAACCUUAUAAAAAUUACUUAUGUAGUUACUAGUCAAAUAAUAAAAUAUUUUGAUUUUGGUUGUAUUUCACUCAAUAUUGCAUCUAAAUUCAAGUUUUAUAUAUCAAAAUGUACGUUAGUCCUUUCUGAAUGCAAUGAUCUUUGUUUCAUUGCGAUAGCUUUUAUAGCUUUUACGUUACAUGAAAUCAAACACGUACAGUUUUUUGGGGGACACCCGGUAUAGUUGUAUUUUUCAUUGCAUUCUUCUGGUUAAUCUAAAAAUGCUUGUCUUGUCAAGUCCGUUCUGCUCAUGCGCGUGUUUUGUUUAUAUUUUUUGUACUCGAAAUCUAUAAAAAUCCUUCAACAAUCAGUAUACCGUUUCCCUAGGGUUGUAUCGUUGGCUUUGAUUUGGCUCAUGCGGCUGGUAAUGUGGAACUCUCGCUUCACGACUGGAAUGUGGAUUUCGCAUGUUGGUGUACUUAUAAGGUAUAACGAUAGAACUUGUCUUCAAUUGCGGUAAUUCACUAACCGUUACAGCCUUAGUCAAAAAUUCAUAGGUUUCCAGUUUUUACAACCUUGUGUCGUCAACCUUGUAACAUUCUCGUCAUAUCAUGGCUGUAUCAGACUUGUUAGAACAACCUUGUGACAAGUCUGAUAAUGCCAUCAAGCUUGUUACAAGUUGUCAACAGGUUGUUCCAAACUUGUUAAAACAAAUACGCGAACAGAUUUGUGCGAACAGAUUUGUAACAACUUGUUUGCAGGCUUGUAACAACUUGUGUAUGUGCCUACUUACCCUCCAGCUAUUCAAAAACAACACUGACACUCAAGGGAAGCUUAAAUUGAACCUCCACUCUUUGAGUGUGAGUUAGCUCUUAGAAUACAGGCGUUAGUCACGAUAAAUUUACAGCAGAGCUGACGUGCCCGUAUCAGAAUCAACUUUAAUUGUUGCUUUUUUUAGUAUUUAAACGCUGGUCCUGGCGGGAUAGCGGGAGUUUUUGUUCAUGAGAAACACGGACGAAACUUUGAUUUACCAAGGUAUUACAAUCAUGCAGGUGUUAGAAAAGUUCCCUUAAGGUGACUCGAUAUAGUUAUCACAAAAACCCUGCUUAAGAAUCGCGAACUCAAAACCGAGUGACCAUUUUUACGCGCAGGUCGCGGAAACUGAUUAACAAAAUGAAAGAACUUCCAAAAUGACCUGACGUGAGCAGUUGCUCGCGCCAUAUCACGUCAUUGCGCAUGUUCUGUAGUGUUUUAUGUCAAUUGCUGACGUCAUUAGAAUUUUCCAUUUUAGAAAAACAAUGCGCUAUAUCUCUUUACUUUGUCUGGUGACCUAUGUUCAAAUUUUGCAUGCUGUAUUGCACCGCUAAAAACUUUAAUUUUACAAAAAAUAAAAAAAUUCUGUAAUGCCAAAAAAAUUUUACCGAGGAGUACGACAUUUUCGCAUUUUCCAAAAAAAUGGCAUUACAGAAUUUUUUUAUAUUUUGGUAAUUGUUAGCUUUUCGUCCAAGUAAAAUAUUGCAAGAAAAAAAUUGUGGGUCAACAUGCUUCUUUUCCAACAAAACGAGACGAUAGGCCAUUUUGGAGUGAAUUUCGUACACGUAUGUCGUCAUAGCAACGAACUAUCUGUUACUAAAACUAAUAAAAUUUGAAAGUAGAGAUAUCGAAAUAUAUAAAAAACACACAAUAUCUGCUGAAUAAAUCCUAAAAAUGCGUAAUUUGAACAUGUCAAAGUGUUGAACACCUGAAUUUACAAACGGGAAAUUGAUGCCCCAACACCCGAUUGGGCUGUCAAUUUUCCGUGCGUAAUACAAAAUGACUGAAAAUUGCAAAUUUCACAGGGCUAUAAUAUCCGCAUUUUACAACAUUUCGCAACGAAACUUUGGAAUAUUACUAAUUUUGUGAUGCUCUUUCAAGCUGUGAUGAAAUUUUUGUCUAGAUCAAAAUUUAGUCUAUAAUGCAAAUGGUCCAUUAACUGUAUAUGUUUAGGUUUGCAGGUUGGUGGGGGCACGACAAAACGUCAAGGUUUCAAAUGGAGCACAGUAUGUACCCGUACGAUUUUUGUUGCCUUUUAAAGCUUCUGUUGCAACGGCAGACAGGUUUCGUGACACAGGCGUUUAUAGAAACAUCUUGAAUAAGCAACCAAUCAGAUCGAAGAACAAUACCCAAGUUCAUCAAACUCAAUACCCAAGGUCAUUCGUGCUCGAUGGAAUUCUGAAUUUUUUUGCACCCGUGAUUUGAAGAUUGUGAAAUGGCUGUGCGACUAAUACGAAAACUGCACUCAGAGAUUUAAAUAUUUCACCAGUUGCUAAAAAUCGUAAGGUCACAGCCAUUCUUUCGUCCAGGCCAAUGUUCUCCAGCACUCUUUCUUCGGUAGCGAAUUUUAGCAUGCAUGAACAUUCACGACCCAAAGUUUAAUGUUUCGCGCGCCUUUCUUCCACGGCCGGAAGUUACAAGUGUGAAGUCUGGUGACUAGUCUUCUCGAUGCGAAUUUCGCGAUCUGUUACACGAUGCAACGGUUUGUGAAACCUGUCUCACAAUCAACAAACCGUUACAUCGUGUAACAGAAGCUUUAGUUAUACCUUGACUGUAUUUAAUAAUUUUCGUGGUUUCAGGGUUUCAACCAUUCAUUUCGUCCACCUUGUGUUUUCCAUUGUUUAGAAUUUGUUCCUCUACAUGGAGCAGCUGGAUUUCAAAUGUCUAACCCACCAGUAUUUCAGACUGUGUCGUUGCUGUCCUCCUUAAAGGUAUGAUAUGGUCAAACCCAUACAGGGACGCCGGAACGAUGUGAAGGCAGGGGGGGCAGAUUUUCGUGAACGGGCACUUUUGAAUUGAUAUAUACUAAAGGCUCAUUUACACGGUGCGAUUAGUUGUAUACGAUUCUUACUCUGGCGUAUGUGAUCGAAUAAACACGCGUACAAACGUCACAUUUCAAAUUUCGCCAUUAGCGAGUGAGCAAUAACGUGGCAUUAGCACUCGUUUUCAUUCGUCAGAAUGACAAUCGUAUACAACUAAUCGUAUCGUGUAAAUGGGCCUUAAGAGAUGUUUGGGGAGGUGAACUUCGCCUAAUCAUGUUUUCUAUUUAUUGGAUGAUACUGGUGAGGGGGUUCUCCUACAGGCGAUCAUGCUAUUCUUGAAGCUCCAUGACUGCAUUUCUUGCGUUUUCUGAAGCAAAUUCGUAAAAGAAUUAGCCUUUCUCACGAUGACGAAUAUCCGCCAUUUUUGGGUGGCAUCUAAUUCUCGUUAACCAAUGCAGACAAUUAAAACAAUGUGAAAAGCAAUUUUUCAAAAUAAACUAACCAUUUACAAAGCAAAUUUACUAUCAUUCGUCCAAAAAAUUAUAAAAAGUCGCUGUUAUGUGGACUUAUCUCGCAGACCUCGGCUGAAAAGCCACCCAAAAAUGGCGGCGUGAGAAAGGUUAAUUGCGCUAACAUUUCUGGCAAUUCGCUAUUUCGCCGAGGCAAUCCUUUAAAUUGAAAGGGCACCUUUGCCCCUCUUGCCUCUCCUGGUAACGGGGACGGCUGCCCGCCCCCCCAGUUCCGGCGUCCCUGAACCCAUAUUAAGCGGACACUUAAAAAAAGAGGAAGGCCGAAGGGGUGUCCGCUUAAUAUGGGUUUGUACCAACGAGCACAACAGGAGGUAACGCCCAACUAAUUUAAGAACUCCCCUGUGAGUUCAAGUUUCGAGGAGACAGUUUUUCUUGCAAUAGACCUUUCCCCUUUUGAGUGAAAUUUUGAUCUAGACAAGUCUGGACAAAAAUUCACAUCACAGCGUGAAAGAGCAUCACAAAAUUAGUAAUACUCCGAAGUUUCGUUGCGAAAUGUUGUAAAAUGCGGAUAAUAUAGCCUUGCGAAGUUUGCCGUUUUUCAGUCAUUUGGUAUUACAAACGGGAAAUUGAUAAUCAGAUAUCAUAUCUAGAUCAAAAUUUCACUCAUAAGGGGAAAGGUCUAUUGUUUGAAAGACAAAUUCAAGAAAGAAAAGUUUGAUUUGGGAGAAAUUAUCAACGUUUAUACGACCUAUACCUAUACAUAGAAAUACUGCAAAGCAUUUUAAAAUUGAAUUUUACCAUAUGACCAUUACCAAUAGCCAGUAUAUUGACUGAAUCUUACACCUGUUUUAUACGUCCAAUUUCGGUCGCGUCGAAUGCAAUUCAAAAAAAGAUAAUGAAACUUAAUGAGCAAAAAUAUUUUAAGUAUAUAUUAAGUAAAUAUUUUAAGUAUAUAUUAAGUAAAUAUUUUAAGUAAAUAUUUUAAAUAUUUUAUAUAUCUGCUGGGCAUUAACAUUUAUCUGAAGCUUAAGGUUUAUCAUCUCAUUAAGUAUUGUCUUAGUGCAUUCGACGCGACCAAAAUUCGACGUAUAAAACUGGCUUUAUUUUUAUAUGUAACUUUUAGGUUCAUACAAGAGCUACCAUGAGUGCUUUACGGAAAAAAUCUCUUCUACUCACAGGUAUAAGAGUGAAUGGGAAAUAUUGUUGAGUACUAUCCCUCAUCGCUUUAGAUAAUCCUGCUAUUUUACUGUGAGAUGGACUUGUUUACCUUGAUAAGUCUGGUGUCGUAUAUGGUGGCAACCACAGCCCAUUUUGGAAAAAAAAUUUAUUUCGUUACGUUGUUGCAGGUUACAUGGAGUAUUUACUAACUAGCAUAACUGACCAAGAUAACGAGGGCUCGUCGCCAGGAAAAUCCUGCAUAAAAGUGAUUACACCAAGUAACCCGGCCGACCGCGGUGCCCAAUUAUCGCUGAUGUUUCCCUUCAACAUUGAUGAAUUUUUCGCGGAACUUCAGAAACGCGGAGUGGUUGUAAGUGUAUUAUCAUGGAUUGGAUUAUACCGAAAACAGGCGUAUUCUAUAUAGCCGCAAACCUUGGCUAUAAUUGUGUCUAUGAGAUAUGCCGAAAAGAAGCGUAUUUUUUAGUCACAAACCGUGGCUAUGAGAUAUGCCGAAAACAGGUGUCAGUACUUUAUAGCCAACGGUGGCUAUAAGAUAUGCCGAAAACAGGCGUACUUUAUAGCCAGAAACCGUGGCUAUAAGAUCAAUGCCGAAAACAGGUGUACUUUAUAGCCAGAAACCGUGGCUAUUGGCUAUAAGAUAUGCCGAAAACAGAGGCGUACUUUAUAGCCAGAAACCGUGGCUAUAAGAUCAAUGCCGAAACCAGGUGUACUUUAUAGCCUACGGUGGCUAUAAGGUAUGCCGAAAGCUCGCUUACUACAUAGCCUGGCUAUAAGAUAGCUUGGCUAUAAGGUAGGCUAUGCCGAAAACAGGAUUUGUUUUCGGAUUCUUAUUUUCUGAGCCUUUUUUUUUCAAAACAGGUUGAUGAACGAAAGCCGAAUGUUAUCAGGGUAGCAGCUGUUCCUAUAUAUAAUUCCUUCAUGGAUGUUUAUAAAUUCUACAAAAACAUUAAAGAAUGCUACGGUAUUGUUUAUGCCAAACGGUAACAGAAAUUAUUACAGGAACAUUUUUAUUUAAAUUGUUUUUUUUGUAUUUAUUUUUGCAGCAUUUAUGUCUGUGAUAGUAUACUUAUAUGUAUUUCGGGUAGCGAUCGCUUUCUGCAUGGUAAUAACCAAUGACAAUUCAACUAAUACGAUUACAGUAACAUAAACUUUAAGUUCAAUUUUCUCACGAAAUAUCAUUAAUUUAUUUUAAAUUGUUGAAGAAUACGACUGUUCUCAUCAAGGCUUGACUUCGGUAGUUUAGGGAUGAUGUAAUCCGCGAUACAAUCAUAUAGUGGGCCAUAGUUGAUAAUUUUUUUACUUGUUGGAGAAGCGAUGUCAAAAACUUAAGCUUGUUGUCCCACCAAGAUGUACAAACACUCGAAAACAAUUAACAAAACCAAAGGCAAAGCCUUGUGUUUUCUGCAAUGCUUUCUUUUGUGUGACGAUCUCAGCAUGAAACUCGCGCUAUCUUUUUCAUAUUUUAUACACAACGAAAAAUCAUCCCGAAAAGUACAGACUACAGUUGAAUGUAAGAGUAUAAAGUAUAGAAACCUCUUUUUGAGGACAAAAACAAAGGCCGGUAAAACAAAACCAGUUUACCAGAGCUGAUCUUAUGGUGAGCUUUCUAUCCUAUUGUUACUAGUAAAUACAUAUUAGAAAAAAUUACAAGUUAAACUUGUCUUGUACAUUGUUAGUUACUUAGUUUAGUUGAUUUUGUAAACACUUGCUAUUCAUGUAAGCAUUGCCAUUGAAUGGUGAUUGAUAUAAAUAUGGCUUUAUAAUUAUAUGGGAACUUUUUAACAAGAAUAGAGAGCUUAAAAGAUUGACGUGUAAGGCAAACCGCUAACCACCGGAAAUGGUAAACUUCAAAUUCCAUUUGAAAGUUAUUAAAGUUCUAGAAGUAUUCGUCGGCUCUGAAGCUAAAUAUCAAAGUGAUCACAAUAGGAAUUUUGUAUAUAGGUAAAUUUUAAGUCUUGAAGGAUUUGUAAGAAAUGUUUUAAGGAAAAAAUUGCUACUGUGAUCGAUCACAGAAACUUUGAUAGUAUGAACCAGGCUUAAUGGAC
Messenger RNA from Paramuricea clavata, 15262 nucleotides. Lineage: Eukaryota; Metazoa; Cnidaria; Anthozoa; Malacalcyonacea; Plexauridae. The record is from the annotation of a GenBank genome assembly.